AGGCGAGACGAUGAAAAGAAAGAAAACAAAGAUGCCAAAAGCAAAGAGCAUCAGAUCACCGAAGAAGAUAUGGAAGGCAAAACAGAGGAGGAAAUCGAGAUGAUGAAAACAAUGGGCUUUGGAUCCUUUGACACAACAAAAGCAGUACAUGAACAGAAAAGGUGGAUUCAACAGACCGUUGGAUUUUAUUGCUUGAUGUCUAGUUACCUAUGAAGAAUGGUAACUUCUUGUUACCUAUGAAGAAUGACAUCUGGAGCACGAAUGGUUAAUAUUUUAUUGUCUCGCUGUGACUUGUGUGUGCUGGGGUCUCCGAGACAGGAACUCAGCUUCUCACUGUAAAAAGAAAUCAGCUUAUUUAUGAGAGUCCAGAAACGCUUGCUUUGCCUGCAAAGAGAGGGAAGAGAGGGUAAAAAUGAUGCUUUCUCAAAAUGUUGGGUUUGAAUAUGUUCAGGCCUGUUUUGUUCCCUGUCAGGACUUUCCUGUUAGAUGUAUUUUUCAUUUCUUCUCUGAGUUUUUUAAAAUAACGAAAUAUUGUCAGUUACAAUAAAAACCAGUAUAUAUUUACCCCCACCCCAGAAUUAAAAUAUGAUGGCGUUGCUCAGGAAUAAAGCACCAGAGAGGAGGCUGUUGGAGAUGUCUGGGCAAUUAUUUGCCUGUCAAACAGAGGGAUAAAUCACUGUGAAGAUAAAUCUGGUUGAGGGUUUAAAACAGAAACAGAAUUAUUUUGAAAGUGUGCUCAUGGGAGAAUGUUGAAAGAGAAUUGUUUUCGUAAUUUAAGAUCCCCCCCCCCCCUUACUUUUCACUUAUCCCUUUCCUUACUAGUUAAUAAUCAAAGUUGUCAAGAACUACCGAGUAGAGUAGGAUAGUAUAGCAUAGUGUCAAAGGGUUGCAGUGAGUUUACUUACUGGUUGGCUUGGAAAAACAUAACGUGUUUGAAUAUUCCUCAGUUUUCAUAUUAGUUUACAGAUUUGUUACUUAAAAUUCUUCUUGAGGCUGAUGCUUCUCUGAGCAAAGUUUGGAGGUAAAUCUGGGUUAUAUUAAAGACCCAGAGGUGAAACAUUUAAUGCCUUCCGCUUUCAUUGCUUACUAUGCAUCUAGAUUAUUUUUAUAAACACCCGUUUUCAGAUGCCAUGGUUUAUUUGCUGUACCAUUUCACACACAUACCAGCAGGUGGCAGCACAUGGAAUGGCUGAUUUUUCAAGUGGCGGCUUAAAACUUAUUCGUAGAGUAGACCACACGCCCAUUUGACAUAAAACGCCUAAUGAACACCUCUGCUCCCAUUCGCAAUCAUGUAGACCACCUCUCCCAUUCAUGAUUGCAUAACGUCCCUGUGGCAAAUACCGCCAUUACUUUCAUGGCGAAGGUACAUUUGAAAAGUGCUGUGUGUAUUUUAGCUCUUCCUAGUUCAAUAAGCAGUGUUUGUCCUUUGAAAAAUAUUAAUCCUGCUCUCUAUUAUUCUUCAUCUCCUCUUUCCUCUGUCUGUGGGACCGGUCUGCUGUCUCUGAACCACCAGCAGCUGAUCCUAAACCACCAGUAGGCUGUGGACUGAGGUUUUGGGAAGGUCUGAUCAAAAGUUUGAUAACUCUCACAUUAUGCAAAUAGUUAAAAUCUCUUGCAUUCAUGUACCUUUUAACCUCUGAGACUUGGAUAGCAAAUAGCCUUUGCCUUAGAUGACCUGUUCUUCUUUUUUAAUCAAGCUAAGUAUUCAUGCCUUGGCAGGUGAGAUUGUUUGCUAAAGCCCCUCUGCUACUCCAUCCUUCACAUUUUAUCACAGCUUUUCCAGUAGUCUCCAUGACCAUUGACAAGCAAAACAUGAUUUUAUAUUUUCCUUUCCCCCAACUAAUCUGACAGAGGGAACAAUCCAGAUUAAAGUCACAUGUGCAACCCUCCAGUGACCUAGAAUGGCAUUAGGAUUUAUUCAGCCCACACAAAUAAAUGUAGGGACCUGAUACUAGUAGGAUGCCACGCAGUCAGAAAACACUCAUGCCAAGCACAGUCUGAACCCUGGUAAUGGAGACUGUUGAAAUUGGGCAAGCAAAACCAAUAAACAAAGGUAUGGCCAGAGCCUGUUUAAAACAGUGAGUAAAGAGCGUACUGCAUAUAACAGAAGACUGAGGAAGUUGACAGCCUGCAAUGUAGAACUGCCAGUCAUUAGAUGAGGAGAAGAAGAUUUUCAAAGGCACAAAUAAGUUUCAGGUGUUCAGUUCGAUUGAUUUUCAGUUGGUGCUGGUUGGCUAAGCAUUCUUUGUGCCUUCAGAUAUCUCCCUAAAGUCUGGAGAGGGCACGCCAAAAUACCCUACAGAAAUUUCUUUACAAUACCAAAGACCAAAAAAUGAUUUGCCUGUUGAACGCUCUUGAAAAGAACCUGCCAUUUAUGAGCGAUGCUGUAUGUGUGUUGUCAGGUUCUGCUGUGUAUUCUUGAACAUGUAAAAUCAUGCCUUGUUGGAUUUCUUUUAGAGAUGUGGGGGGAAAGAGAGAUCUGGAAUUUUACAUGCAAACCCUGAGAAUGAUGUCUGAAUCCUGCAGACAGAAGUCCAGGACAGUGGGUCACAGUAAGGAACCGAAAGCCUGUAGAAAAUCUAAAUGUCUAACACUGUCUAAUUUGUGCUGGCUUUUGUAAUUUUUUUCCCAUUGGGAAGAUUCUGUUUUACAUGAGGACAAUGAUAUUCCCCCACCCCAAAACACAACCACAGCGGAGAUGAAGAUGUUCUGUUAAAGCUCAUGCCUGAUUCUAAUCUCAGGCAGGAUUCCAGUUUUCUACUGGGCCUAUGACAAACAUAGAUUAAAACAGCCUAGAGGUGAGGGCAACGUCUUUAUUCCAAGGCUUUAUCCUACCCUAAGUCUUGAUUAGCACAAUAUAGCGGGAGGCCUCUUUUUUGCUGACCUCCGAUAAAUUCCCUCUGGUUGCCUGAACCAUGUCAAGUUAGGAUGUGAAAUAGAGUAUUACUACCUUAAAUCCUUAACUGAUUGAUUAAAAAACAAUCAUUAGCAAGUGUCUGGUUGUCCUAGAACACCAUGUCCUGGUUUGUUGAUGAAUUCUUCACCCUCACCUCUAACCCUGGGAGGUGACUGCUGCCUGAGGGACUCCAUACCAGUGCAGAAACAAAUGCUCCUCGUCAAGCACUAACUUAUCUUCUCUGUGCAUUAGAAUCAUGUGAUGCUUCUCUGGGAGAUCAUUGUCCUGCAUGUCUCACUGAGGUGUGGGCUAGGGCUAAAGCAACUCCAGCAAUCCUUCUAUAACAAUACAAAAUAGCUUAAUUCCAGGUGUUUCAGGAAUCCACCUGCAAUUAACAUUGUACUCCCGACCCCCCCCCCCAUCCCCCAACACAACUAGCCACAUGCUUUGAGAUGUAGCUUUGCCUGACAUUGUCCUUGGAAAAACUGAAGGACUGGAAGCCAUGGUAUUAUGUUCAUAAUAAGAGAAGAGGGUUUGCUAUGCCCUCUGUCACAGUGGGAAAUCCCCAAUUCAGGCAACAUGGUUAACAGAUUCCUAGGGACCUUUACUAAUGUAUAUUCCUACUAUCUAUCAGAGUAAUAUUGAGCCUCUACUCUGAUGUUGCCUAACUAGGUAUCCUGGAGACUACUGAGUUAUUGAAAGUGUAGCAUUAUCAGCUGGAAGAAAACAUACAAAUUUUUAGAGGGUUAGGUAGACAGUGCUCUGGAGAAGCAGAAAUGAAGAGAAGGUGGGAACAGGCUGGGAUACACAGGGGGAAAAAACCUAAUAGGUGAGGGGAGAGAGGCACAAUUAGAAAAGAGAGAAUUUUGUGGGGUUAGCAAGAGUCUCAGGGGAAAGCAAAUAUUUGAACUAGCUGAAAAAUAGCAAAAUGAGGCUGGAGGGAAUACAGACACUGAAAAAGACCAAGACACUAAGAUUAAAUAGGAAAAGUGGAGGCUAGCAAGCAGGAAAGGAGGAGAAAAGGCAGGCAUAGUAAGUUUUUGUGUAGACGUGUUUGCUCUAAACAACUGUGACUUAAUGGUAGUUCAGCUAUUUGCAGCAACAUCAGACAUGCUCCUCCCUGGAAUUUGGAAAGAGGAAAUUGACGAUCUUUGACUGUUGUGGGUUCCCCCUGCUCUUUGAAAAGAGCAGAGGUAACGUGCCUUUCUCUGCUGCUUCAACUGCAUGCUAUUUUCUGUGGUUGCUUUUCAUGGCUCCAUUUACUGAUUGCUUUUUUAAAAAUGGAUCUGAAACGUAGUUGUCCCUCAUUUACAUGUGGCGGUUAUGGUCAGUGAGGCAAAUGUUAGCCCGGUUGGCUGAAUGCUGUAUGCAAGAGAACACCUGCCAGUCACUUCUGAUCAUGUAAAAGUUGUUUGUGCACUUCCUUUGUACAUGUAGGCAUGAUCUGAUAGGACAUGGCGUGAUUUACAAGAACAGAAACCAAGCAUGUACAGCAAUCUAUGUUUUAUUAUGUUGUCAGGUUAAAUGGUCAAAGUACUGUUUAGAUUUAUAUGUCAGAGUUCAUGCCAGAGGAAUCAUUUAGGGCCAAGUUGCAAACCCCCAGUGACAGGUGGUUUCUUGGGAGGCUGGUCUGACAAUAAUCAGCGUGUGCUCAUUGUUUGAACCAAUUUAUUGAGUUGGAGCCUUCUCCAUGCCUAUCAUGCCCUGUUCUACUGUAUGCACCUUUACCAGCACAGUUCAGCUUUAAAUAAUCACAAAUUGUGGCAGAAGUGUUUGAAGCAGCCUUUUCCCCAGAGCGGGUCUGACUUUGUGCCCAUGAGCGUGAAGCAGGUAGUACUGGCAUAUCAGCACAGGGCAAGGAGAAGCAGCCUAGACAACCAGUUCUAAAAAACCUGAAGGGCCAGUGCUAGUGAUGCACAGCAUGAGGGGAGUUCCUGAUCUAUAGAGAAUAAUAGAAAGGGAGGGAUGCACUAAAGCCUUGCAAAACAUCAUGCAAAAGCCCUCCCACGUGAGUCCUGCGAUGUUCUGUUGUAAAAGGGUGGGGAUAGGUUGUUUUUUUUCGGGUGGCCUUUUGUUUUGUCUAAUCAUCAGUGUUACACUGCACAUGUCUGCAGCUAUAUCCCCCACUGCAUCCAGCCACCUGGACCUUCUACCCUCCCUAUCGCUUACAUGCUGUCUCCACCUUUCAUCCCUCCCUGCACCUUGCCCCUUGAAUCCAGCCCCUUGCACCCUCCCUGCAUCCCUCUUUUCUCCCCCCUUGCACCCCUUCCUGCAUCCCCCCCCCCGCAUCGCCCUUUGGAAUUUCCUGGUCCCUGCAUUGUUAGGGUCCGAAGCCUGACACCUGGCCCCAGGGGCUUUGUCCCCGCCUCUUUGGCCUUGCUGCUCGCUGAUUGGUUUGUUCCGUUGGAAGGAGCCAGUGGACGGUUGAAGCUGCGAAGGGGGAGACUUACACAAUAGAGAGAGGGCCUUUGGGAAGGCUUGACCAAUUAGAGGUAAGAAACGGGGGAAGGGGUGGGGCAUAGUUGGCUAAGCUUAUUGGAGAAGACUGGGGGGGGCGGAACAAUGAAAGUCGUAGCCAAUCGUAGCUUCCAAAGGGGGAGAGAGGGGCGGGGCUGUGAGAGCAGUUGUCCUUUUGGACCGCGCAAAGGGCGGGGCUUCCUAAGAUUUGGCCAAUUAGGAGGUAGCGAAGGGAUGGGCGGGGACCUCAGGCUACUGGGCCAAUGAAAGAAAAGAGGCGGACUUAUACUCAGGAGGCGGGAAUAUGGACAAAAGGACCAAUCAUAGGUGAGGAUAAUAGAGAGAGGCGCGUCUUUAUCUGAGCAGACCAAUGAGAGGCUGGGCGUUGGUUCUGGGUGUCCAAUGAGCACCGCGCUGGCAGGGGGCAGUGGGUUGGGUUGCGGGCGGCGGCGGGGGGGGGUUGGUUGCCCGGGGUCUGUCAGAGCGGAGCAGGAGGGAGGGGGGUAAACAUUCGGGCUGUGGAGACCGGCUGUUGCAGCUGCUGCUCCGUGAGGUUCCGCGGCAGGGCGAGCGCAGGGCCCCGGCAGUGGCGUAAGAUGGCGGCGGCGACCCGGGUCUGUGUGAACAUCCAGAUGCUGCUGGAGGCGGCCGAGUACCUGGAGCGGAGAGAGCGAGAAGCUGAACAUGGCUAUGCCUCUAUGUUACCCUACAAUAACAAGGACAGAGAUGCCUUAAAACGGAGAAGCAAGUCCAAGAAAAACAGCAGUAGUAGCAGGUCAACGCACAAUGAAAUGGAAAAGAACAGACGUGCUCAUCUGCGGUUGUGUCUGGAGAAGCUGAAAGGGCUGGUACCACUUGGGCCUGAAUCCAAUAGACAUACUACACUGAGUUUACUAACAAAAGCUAAAUUGCACAUAAAGAAGCUUGAAGACUAUGAUAGAAAAGCAGUACACCAAAUAGAUCAAUUGCAGCGAGAACAGCGGCAUCUGGAAAGGCAACUGGAGAAGCUGGGCAUAGAAAGAAUAAGAAUGGACAGUAUAGGGUCUACUGUUUCUUCAGAGCGUUCAGAUUCUGACAGAGAAGAAAUUGAUGUGGAUGUCGAAAGCACAGACUAUCUAAUGGGAGACCUAGACUGGAGCAGCAGCAGUCCUAGUGAUUCGGAUGAAAGAGGAAGCAUGCAGAGCAUCUGUAGUGAUGAGGGCUAUUCCAGCUCUGGCAUUAAGAGAUUAAAGCUGCAGAACAAUCACAAGCCUUGUCUCAGUCUAUAAGAAGCAACUAAGUAGCUGUUCCAUCCAUUGCAGUUUCCCUGUUGGAUCUUAUUAGGUAGUAUAUUGGACCGUCCCACAAUUCUCUUGCACGUAAAUUUAAUGUACCACCGUUAGCGAAAUCAGCUUUGCCUAAGUCCUGAAACAGUGCAUAGGGUUGUGGGUUAUAAGCUACUCUCUGGAGCACACAUCUGAUUGCAUCCACUAGCUUCUCUUUCUGUCAGUAAACUCAUCUCUGUGAGACUGUACAUUCCAACCAAAUUUUGAAGUACCCAAGAAUAUUUUAGCAGUAAUAGAGAGCUAAAAAACCCUCUUCUUUUUUUUCCUUGAUGUUAUUGUCUAGUAUUCUAGACCUACCUUGUCUUUGCUUAGCAACAUAAUGUAUCUAAUAUCCAGAACUAGUGGCUAAACAUAACUUUGAUCAACAAUCUGAAGGGGGAACCCAACUUCCUCGUAGUACAGAUCUGGAAAUGGGUGGACUAAACUUUCAAAAGUAGAGUGUGGAGCAUUUGAGCUGUCCUGACUCUGAUACUUGUGAGAAUUGUGUAGCAACCGUUUGAGAUUUUGCUUUGGAAAUUUACUCCUAUAUGUUAUGGGUAUUGCAUUUUUAGUAGUGUAGCUAUAUUACCACCUGACCCAGUCCUGUUGACCUAACUCAUUCAAAACUCCCAUUGACUUAAAGUUCAAAGGGCUGUAUAUUUGCGGCCUUUACUUUCAAGAGUAACCCUAUUGAACUCUAUCUCAGAUUAGCAGCCAGCAAAUGACAGUGGGAGUUUUGACUAGUGUGGGACAGUGGGACCAAUCUUGGGACAUUCUGAGCAGCUCUUGCAAGAUUGUAGGCACUCAGCGCCUCGCAGGAUUGGGCUGCAAGACUUUGGCAACACAGAUAUACUGCUCCACCUCUUGCAGGUACCUUUAUAGGAUGUCUUCAACCUUGCACAUCCCAGUUUCUUUAAUACCUAAACCCAAAUGGUACUAUUUCUCUAGUGCAAUUUAUUGUGACCUCAUUGCAUUACAGCUGCAUAUUACUGUUCUAGGCAAGUUUUCCUAGAAGUUUUUCUUGCUUCUCAUCUCUGGGACAAUUCUUUUCUACCUCAGAGAGAUGAACAAAGAUUAUCUCAAUCCCUUUAGCACAAAAAUAAUUAUGCCUCAUUUGUUUCGAUAAGCAAUGCUUGGUCCUCUUCAAAUCUGUUUUACUACAAAUUUUAGCAAUAACUGAGUGAUAAAGCUAGCUGUGCUAACUUUGGGUGUCAGUGAUUGGGCACAUUUUACAGGAUGUUGCUAAUACUACGUUACUACAAUUAUUCAGUGAAGUGCUAUUCGCAUUAAAGCACUUCCUCACCUGGUUGAAUUAUAAGGCACUCUAAAACUGGCUCAAAGGAUUUUGUUGCCAGCUUAAACCUUAAUAUUUUCCCCCAAAAAUGUGGCUUUCAACCUUGCAACAUUUUCAUUUAAGCUAAAUAGAGCACAUGUAAAUGUACAUAAUACACAUGAUCUAUAAAUAGUAUUUAUUCAUUUUAUAUAAAAUUAAUGUAAUGGAGAUGCAUUCUUAUGACUUUGUGCUUUUAUAGAUGUUCUGGAAACUUUGUAUGUAGAGGUCUGCUAACUGAGAUAUAUGUAGACAGAUUUCUUCAGUCCUCUUUGCUUGAAACAUUUUAAGGUCUUUAUAUUCAGCCCACUUGGCAAACUCCUCACAAUGAAUAUUCAAUAUUUGAUUCCGGUUAUACAACCAGCUGGUACAAGGUGACCAGAGAAGCCCUAAUAUCCAACUGAGCAAUUUCACUAUAUAAAAGGGCUAUGUAGCUUAUUUAGUGAUGGUCAACAAAAGUGGGCUUUCACACUUGCCUGCAGUCUUUAAAAAUGCAGUUCAUGAGCCUGAACUAGUCAAGCUGCCAAAAGCCACUAAGGCACUCUGUAAAAUGCAAAUGAGCAAACUAUAUAAAAUGAGAUUUGUUUUCUUAAAAUAUCCUCAAGCUAUUUUUGGAUCAUUUGACCUCUUUAAAAAAAGAAAAGAUGGGAAAUGGGGCUAGUGGAUUGCUAAAAAUCUCCAAAGUAUAUUCUCUUUGUGUGCGCUAUGUUUAAAAAAAAAAAAAAAAAAAAAGGAAUUUUUUUAAACAGCUGGAAUUUUCAGAUGUCCAGCAGAUUUGCACUGAACUACAACUUGUAUGCCUUUUGCAUUUUUAAGCCUGCUUCCUGAGUACAAGCAGAGAAUCUUCAGAGAGCUAGCUCAAAACCUGUAAACUUAAAAAAAAAAAAAGUUGAAUAUCUGCACUUUGAGGUCCUUUGCUCAAUCUCUUUUUUCCUUGAGACCUCUUGCUUUUUUUCCCCUUCAAAUAAGUGUUGCAUAAACUGCCUCACAAAACCAAACCUAGAGUUGCAGAUAUUGCGACCUUUAAAAAGGUAGUAAAGUAACUUUAGAUAUUUGGAAAGUGUCGGGGGGGUAUAUCUGAAAUAUUAAAUUGUGUACUUUGUAUGUUUUUUUAUUUAGAAAUACCGAGUCUUAAGGAUUCAGCAUAAGGGGUUUUUAAUUGUUGUGCCUUUUGAGUUAACUACUUUUUUUGUGUGAAAUAUUGUGUUUUGUCCCUAUAUAAAACAGUAAUUAUUUGACCUUUGCACUGUUUGGAUGUGGUCCUCUCAAUUUUGAUGGCAUAGAAAAUGUUGAACUUUGAAAAUGAUGCACUAAUGUCAAAACUGACACAAGGGUAUACGUGGUGUCUUUUUCCAAAACUCUAGGCGGGUGCAGUAAAUUUUGCUACUGUGGGCUCCAAGGCCACUUUUGUAUUGGCUAGGACCAUCCUUGGCAGCUUCAAAUCUCUCUGGUCCUCUUUGCUAGUCAACAAGCCCAAGCCUCAGGCAGCUAAGUCUACUUCCAAGGCUGCUGAAAUGGUAGCAUUUUUGUGUUUUGCCAGCCUUUUCCUCGAAUUCACUGAUCCACCAGCAUUAUUACUAAAUAAGCUGCAGAAAAUAAAAAAUUUUGUAGAUUGUUAGGGGAGUGAGGGACUACUCGUAUAUUCCAAGUUUACGAUUGAUAGUUGCACAGAUGUGUGUGAAUAUAAAACACACUUUUUCUUGUGAAAAGGGCAGAUAAAAAAAUACUGCCAUCAGUAACUAAGUUUCAGUGAAAAUGGUGAAAUGAAGCACACACUCAAUUGGAAGAGAAAUCAGAAACUCUUGCACUUAAUAAUCAGAGCAGAGAAGAAAAAAUUGCAGUAACUUAUGUGUUAAUGAUGGUCUGUCUUAAACAUCCUAAAGUAUUGUUUGUACCUAUUGAGCUUGUUUUCCUGAGUGUUGAGCACCCAGAAUCUAAUUUCUUCUACAAAGCAGAGCUUUCAACUCCUCACGGUGCUGAUAGUCACAUCUUUUGAAUUUCCAGGGUCAUUGCUAAUACCAAUUUAUGAUGAAAAUUCAAAGAGCACUUUUUUGAGCAGCACCGAAGGUGCCACUAACUUCACAACAUCUUAUAAGAUGAUCUGAAACACUUCUGAGCUCUGGACGUUAACAGGCCAUGGUCUGCCAGUUGCCACGUUAGCACUUUGUUCUCUAAUAAGGCACUUCUCUCCCCCAGUUCCAAACCCACUACAGUGCUAUAUUGGCUCUGAAAACAGAGAGCUCUCUCUGAUGUCACUCCAGAACUACAAAUCUGUGCACUAGGCCUACAAUCCUAGCCAAGAGAGAGCCUAUGUUAUAAUGUAUGGUGGCUUUUCCUUGCUCAUUCAAAGUGUGUGAACUAGAUGAAACAGGCAUCUGAAAUACUAUUUAGCAAUACGUUCGGGCUUUGAGUUCUUCUUUUGCCCCUUUUGUAACAAAUUUCAGGUUUUGACACUGUAAUGUAUUGGGAAGAAUUCUGCUUUUGCCGGGCUAUGUAUCUGCUCCCCUGAAAGUGUAUACUCUGUUGCUUUUUUUUAUUGCUGCUUGGUCUGCAAAUUGUUUAUACUGUCUAGUAGUAGAAAUAGGUACCUCGUUCCGAAGCAUUAUUGAAACAUGCGACAGCUGUGUGAAUAGCUAGCUGAGUAGACAUCUCUGGGGUAUGGAAGAAAUCACGAAAAAAUUCCAGCCCCAAAUAGUCAUCUAGCGUUCAAGCAUCUCUGUUAUUGCCAGUUUUUUUUUUUUAAAAAAAAUCUGGGGUAUAAUAAACUUGAUCCCCCUUUUUUAUUUAUUUGGAAGAAGUUUUUUUUUUUUUUUUUUUUGGUACCAUGUUGUUCAGGUGAAAGAAUAAACUCGGAGGCAGGUCUACCCAGUUGCUAUUUGCUGAAUAGCUGUUGCAUGACUGCAAAAAAAAAAAAAAAUUCCAAGUACCUAUGUCUUCUAAAGUGCCCAAACCUUAAGCAACCUGGAGUUUUGACCAGUUCUAUUUGUGCUGUUUUUUCUUUCAAAUUGAUAAAAGAACCAAACUUGCCUAUCUCCCUUUCUCAAGUUGGUGCUCUUAGCAACACUGCUGUUGAACCAUCCGUUUUAUUUUUGGCAGUCUUCCAAAUAGUAAACAGGGGAGCAAGCAGGUGGGAGAAUAUGAAUUCUGUUUCCAGAUGUUAAGUUCCUAAUGUAAAUACCACAUCAUUAUGAAUCCUGUGUCAAGACCAUAUAAUGGUGCUUUUUAUUACAGUUAGCACAUGCAUUUUUAGAAACUACAUGUUUUAGAAGACCUUGCUGUGUAUAUGUAUACUUCUGUAUUGUUCAACUGUUAGAUAAUAAAUUAUUUCAUUACUAAA
Chelonia mydas (Green sea turtle) is the source of this 11324-nucleotide messenger RNA. It is a transcript of the gene MXD1, whose product is annotated as MAX dimerization protein 1. Gene Ontology annotation, molecular function: DNA-binding transcription factor activity, RNA polymerase II-specific; RNA polymerase II cis-regulatory region sequence-specific DNA binding; protein dimerization activity. The record is from RefSeq and is a predicted model, not a curated record. Gene Ontology annotation, cellular component: precatalytic spliceosome. Gene Ontology annotation, biological process: RNA splicing; negative regulation of transcription by RNA polymerase II. The transcript is spliced from 8 exons. Bases 5950 to 6621 code for a protein of 223 amino acids. Lineage: Eukaryota; Metazoa; Chordata; Testudines; Cheloniidae.